Molecule: messenger RNA, 525 nt
Organism: Saccostrea echinata
Lineage: Eukaryota; Metazoa; Mollusca; Bivalvia; Ostreida; Ostreidae
Exons: 5
Coding region: 1-525 (174 amino acids)
Source: RefSeq, a predicted model, not a curated record
AUGGAACACGAAUGGGAUGAUUUUGAUGUGAAUUAUCCUGAGCACGUUAUGAAGGAUAUAGAACGCCUGGAAAAGGCGUAUAUUGAACGAGAGCAGGAGAGAGCAAGGCGGCUGGCGAAAGCCAAAGAGAAACAAACAAGCUCAGAAUCUGGGACCACUGAGGGUCACCAGAGUGCAGCAAACGAAACGGAGAACGGUGAACAUAGCUCAGAAACUGGGACCAGUGAGGGUCGCCAGGAUGCAGAAAGCGAGUCAGAGAACGGAGAACCAGCCGGCACAACUCGUAAAGCCCCUAAAUUACAUAGUCAUAGAUUAAGUAAUCCCCCCUCUAACCCCGGACCUUCAUCUGUCUCACCACAUUCAGAAUUUCCAUUUUUAGAUAAUCUCCCUUCAACCUCUUCAUCUCACGAUUCUUCUCAUUUAGUAAAUAAUGCUCCCUCUACCUCCUCUGACCCCGGACCCUCUUCUGCAUCACAGGACUCUGGUUCUACAGAUGAAGACUUAGACUACGACCCUGCUUUAUAA